Lentinula edodes (shiitake mushroom) is the source of this 1542-nucleotide messenger RNA. RefSeq lists its product as uncharacterized. Bases 1 to 1542 code for a protein of 513 amino acids. NCBI's taxonomy places the organism in Eukaryota, Fungi, Basidiomycota, Agaricomycetes, Agaricales, Omphalotaceae. The record is from RefSeq and is a predicted model, not a curated record. The transcript has 7 exons.
AUGGACGGAGAGCCGUACAUCGCUUCGAGGUUUGCGGCGUCAUUGAGAAGGAAAAUGUCCAAGGAGAUGGUCCUCUCUCUGGCCCUCCCUCACCGCCAACUGGACAUAUUUUCGAUCACAUACAGAGGCUCUCUACAAGGCUCUCAACACUUGAAACGUAUCGUCUUCUACCUCGGAGCUUGCGCAAUUUUGCAAAUCACUGGGAGCUCAUCUAUUUUCGGUAGGAUGUAUCAUGAUGAGAACCCAACAAGCACACUCUUUGAUGUCUGGUGGCCAUACAUCAUCCAAGGCAGUCGCUUCGGAGAGUACGAUCAGCUAUGGUCAUCAAAUGUAAACAUCUCAUCAGCGGAUAAACGAUUGUUCCCGCCCGCAGCGAUGGUUGCCGCUCAAACUAUGUUCGCGGGUCGAGUGAACGACACCCGCUAUCCUGGUUUACAGGGACGACUCAUACACGACACUACCAAUCUGGAAAUGGACUCCCGACUCACACCGUUAUCACCAGCUCAAGUUUUCUUCCAACCUUGGGUAUUUCCCGCAAGUUCUACAAACAUCGGACAUCAUCAAGUCAUCAUGGUCAUUGCAACGCAGAGGAAUCAGUCCCUGCUCACCGAUGUCAACAAUAGCUUGGGUAAUCUACUCAACUUCACCACAUCUCCAGACGAAACAAGCUGCUUCGAAGAUCUAUGCCACGCGUAUAUCCAAGCAAUAGGUUGCACGUUGACGAGCCAGAAUUUGACGGCUACGAUCGAUACUCAAAGCCGCCUGCUCGAUCCACACACAGACGUUAUACAAUUAGAAGGCCCCGAACUUCCGCAUGAUGAUCAUGCAUGGGAUGAAUUCAGUUGGGAGGACUCAACAAAUUUAGCUGGCAUCGAUAGACAGUUCCUCCUCGCAUUUUCUCCUACUUCGUUCUACAAUAACACUUUGACUUCGGACGAGUCGGAUAUAUCGAUUCCUCUACCGGUUGGGAACCCUGAACAGAUCCUGUCAAAAAUGCUCGAUGGUGAUCUCUUCAGUCCAUUCGCGGGAACCUCCAACUCCAUUUCAAACGCCAAUUCUCUAGUCGAAUUCCAAGGCUCUCUGGAGCGGUUGUAUGCUAGCUACCUCUGGAACAUCAACCGCCUCUGUUCGCCAUUUGACUCACUCCAGCCUUAUUGGGAGUACUGUGGUCAAUACUGGGAUGAGCCGUAUAGCUCCGCUGACCUUGUAUUGGAGUUGCCACUCUCGACAGGAUUGACAAUCGUAUUUUGGAGAGCGAUUGUCAGUGUUGCAUGUAGCGUGAUCAUGUUGUUGCUGGGCUUUGCGAUUUUGGGGACAGCUGUGGAUCGGGAAAGGAAUAUACCACCCCAGGGUCAGGGAUUCUUAAACACAGCCCGUCUUUUGAAGGGAUCCACUAUUCCUGAGCUCGUAGCGGGAAAGGCGCUGACGGUGAAGACGUCGCGGAACCCUGAACCAGAAAUAUUGGAAGCAGUAUUGACUCAUCGCUUGAGGCACCAUUCUAAGGACGGUUCAGCAGGAGGUUUCUUGGAUGUCGAUGAUUGA